AACAAUGAAAUAACACUUAUCUCAAUUAUUUCAGGUUCGCCAAAAUAGUAAACAAAUUUUUUAACAAAAUGAUGUUCGUGCAAUUUAUGGUAAGCGCAGUCGCGAUAUGCUUUACCCUUUAUCAAUUAACAGAAGCAAACGACAGUUUGCAAAUAAUAGGAUGGACAUCGUUCAUGUUUUCCGCUUUAAUGCAAACUUUCUACUUCUGUUGGUUCGGAGAUGCAGCGAAAGUAAAGAGCCUCGAUAUUUCUAAUAUGGUAUAUAAUAGCGAUUGGGCAAAUUUGAGCAACGACGCCAGGAAGAUGCUUGUGAUAAUCAUGGCACGUUCAUUGACGCCUGUCGAGAUUACAAGUGCCUACAUUCUACCCUUGAACUUGGAAUCUUUCAAAGGUAGCAAAUCCGAUUCGAUGACUACUAAUUGUAAAGACCAAAGACUUUAUACCUGA
Bombus terrestris (buff-tailed bumblebee) is the source of this 446-nucleotide messenger RNA. Its product is annotated as odorant receptor 67c-like. The transcript is spliced from 3 exons. Lineage: Eukaryota; Metazoa; Arthropoda; Insecta; Hymenoptera; Apidae. The record is from RefSeq and is a predicted model, not a curated record. Gene Ontology annotation, molecular function: odorant binding; olfactory receptor activity. Gene Ontology annotation, biological process: detection of chemical stimulus involved in sensory perception of smell; sensory perception of smell. Gene Ontology annotation, cellular component: plasma membrane. Bases 69 to 446 code for a protein of 125 amino acids.